This is a messenger RNA of Calidris pugnax (ruff), 1998 nucleotides long. Its product is annotated as metalloprotease TIKI1-like. Gene Ontology annotation, molecular function: metalloendopeptidase activity. The record is from RefSeq and is a predicted model, not a curated record. Gene Ontology annotation, biological process: negative regulation of Wnt signaling pathway. NCBI's taxonomy places the organism in Eukaryota, Metazoa, Chordata, Aves, Charadriiformes, Scolopacidae. The transcript is spliced from 7 exons. Gene Ontology annotation, cellular component: membrane. The coding region runs from base 85 to 1524 and encodes 479 amino acids.
UCUUAAGCCGAGUUUGAGGUGGGCUAAAGCUGAAGUGAAUGACUAUUAAAAAUUCGCCUACCAUUUCUGUGUGCAUUACCGUAAAUGCAUGGGGCACUUUACACGAGUGAGCAAAACAAGCUGAACUCCUUCCUGUGGACCAUCAAGAGAGAUCCCCCGUCUUACUUCUUUGGGACAAUCCAUGUCCCAUACACUCGUGUCUGGGAUUUCAUCCCAGAGAACUCCAAGAAGGCCUUCCAGCAGAGCCACAUUGUGUACUUUGAGCUGGACCUCACCGACCCCUACACCAUCUCAGCUCUCACCAGCUGUCAGCUCCUGCCACAGGGGAAGAACCUCCAGGACGUGCUGCCCCGUGACAUCUACCGCCGGCUCAAGCGGCACCUGGAGUACGUCAAGCUCAUGAUGCCAUCCUGGAUGACCCCAGACCAGCGGGGCAAAGGGCUGUAUGCAGACUACCUCUUCAAUGCCAUCGCUGGCAACUGGGAGCGGAAGAGGCCAGUGUGGGUGAUGCUGAUGGUGAACUCUCUGACAGAGGCAGACAUCAAGUCACGAGGCGUGCCUGUCCUGGAUCUGUACCUGGCCCAGGAAGCAGAGCGGCUGAGGAAGCAAACGGGCGCUGUGGAGAAAGUAGAGGAGCAGUGCCACCCACUCAAUGGGCUGAACUUCUCCCAGGUGGUCUUUGCUCUGAAUCAGACUCUCUUGCAGCAGGAGAGCCUCCGAGCAGGCAGUUUCCAGAUCCCCUAUACAACAGAAGACCUUAUCAAGCAUUACAACUGUGGGGACCUCAGCUCCAUCAUCUUCAACCAUGACACUUCUCAAGUCCCAAAUUUCAUUAAUGCUACACUUCCGGUGCAUGAACGUAUUACUGCCCAAGAGAUAGACAGCUACUUCCGUCAGGAGCUCAUCUACAAACGAAAUCAGCGAAUGGGCAGAAGGGUGAAAGAUCUGCUGGAAGAGUACCCAGAUAAGAGUUUCUUCUUUGCAUUUGGAGCUGGUCACUUCAUGGGCAACAACACAGUGAUUGAUGUUUUGAGGAGAGAAGGGUACGAGGUAGAACACACUCCAGCUGGACAAGCCAUCAACAACAGAAAGCACCCCAAAACCUUGUUAGCUUUUUCAUCAUCAGCAGCAGCACAUAGCCCCUAUGUCAUGUCCCAAGAGCUCCCACUGCCGUUGCACUCCCGGAAGGAAGAGGAGGAAGAGCUCCUGCCUCACCUGCUGCUCCCUGACAGCUUUGACAUCCUGGAGAAGGUAGACAGGAAGUACAAAAAGAAGAAGAAGAAGCAGCAGAAGAAACAAAGACUUCGACAAUUUAACGACCUCUGGGUUCGCCUUGAAGAAAGUGCUACCAAGCCUCCUCCCCGGAUCCGGAUCAUUAAUGGCUACCUCACAGUCGAACCCCAGCCCCGGAGCCAUGGACGGUGUAGUCACGCUCAUCCAGACACUGGCAGAGCUCACCGGCUUUCCCGUUCUCUCUUCCUUCUGGUACUGGCUUUGACUUUGCAUACAACAAGGCUGCAUUGAAACACAGGGGGAGCCAAGGUGUAGGGCUCUCGCCUUAAAAAGCAAAAAACAAACUUAUGUGAAAAAAACCCCACAAAAAUAGAAGACUCUGAAUGGCACACCUGUUCUUUGGAGUGUUCUUAAACUGCCUCCUUUUCCUGAAUCUGGAUCAUUAACACUAUUAACUGGUUUGACCUGCCCAAUACAGGAGAAGAUAUUUUAAUGAAAGUGUUAUUUAUCCUUCUCUUGCAGAAGAAUGAUUCCAUGUUAUCCCAUAAUGCUUUGGGGAGAUUAUAAUGUUGCUAUAACAUAGCUGUUGUUUAGCUUUAUGAGCCCAAGUAAAUUACAGUUUUUUCACCUUCAGUGCCUUGUAAGAAGAUUUACACACCACUAACUUGUUUAUUAGAACAGAAAAUUUUGGUCAUAUGAGCACAGCUGGGAAAGAGAGGUGGGUAUUUUAUGUCUCUACUGGUAAUGCUUUUAAUUCUUGCUUGU